UUUAAGAACAUUUAAAAAAAAAUUAGUGGGCAGAGAUUUUUUAUUUACACUUUUUUUUAUCUUUGUUAAAUAUUUUUUUAUUUUAUGAUUUAUAAUUUUAGAAAUGGAUAAUUUUUGCGUCGUGGAGUUCAAUGAUGGGGUGCAGAUGGUUCCUGAAAAUUGGAUUUUCGGAACAAAAUGUUAUUGGCCACAUUUUAAAAGUUCCUCGCGGUUUAUUAAGGCAGUCCAAUGUAGAGAAAAUCCUGAUUCCACAUGGUCCCUUUAUUCUGUGAAAAUAUUAGGAACAUAUGAUUGUUAUGAAACAGCCAAAAAAAAACUAAAGUUAGCAGAAGAAAGAACCGAUUUGGAGUCAAGUGAUGCAGAGGAUGCGAAAAAAAAAAGAAAAUUAAAUCACAAAAAAAAUUUAUCAAGUGGACCUGAUAGUGAUGAAGAUGAUUUUAUUAUUUCAUCGUUUCCCAAACCCCCACAAAAAGUUUUGACCUUGCCAAAUAACAGAGUGCUUUCCAAAACAGAAACUGAAGUUAUCGAAGACCUUAGUGAUGAAACACCAGGGACUUCAGAAAUGGAAGAUUCCACAAGUAAUUUAACUUCAUCAAAUAAAGGAGAAAUAAACCAUGAAAGCAAAGUUCUUAAGGAGCUCUUUGGUAUUAAACUAAAACUGGUUAAAAUGGAACAAAUUAUCGAAAAUAACAAAUGUAAAUGUAAACAAGUUGAUGACAAUAUACAAUUGGAAGAAAUGGAAGAUUUUGAAAACAUAUUUCCAAUCAAUAAUGAUGAUGAAUUAAAACGUAUCGAACUACUAUUAGAAAAUACGGAUUAUAAAAAUAAAUUGGGUAAAAUACUUACUCAAUUAGGUGGCAUUCGUGUAGAUGAGAGGGCCAAACUUAUACUAAGGAAAAUCAUCACGGACAAAUUCGCCAUGGAAUUUAAUUGGCUGGGUUUGAAAAAUAAAAAAAAAUUCGAAAGCCUUAAUUUAACGAAAGUUAUAAUACGUGAGUUUUUUUAUAUUUAAGUUUGAAAGUUCCACAUGAGCCAUUUUUUUUUUCAUUUAAAUAACAUGGAUAAGUAAAAAAUUUUUGGUUUCCAGUUUUUACAAUUUUCCAUUUGAGAGUAGGUAUUCCUGGACUACAAUUUCGUGAACUCGUACAAAUUUUACAUUGGAUUUUGCAAAAAAAUUAAAUUAACAUUUUUUAAGUUUCCCUUGUUAUUUAAAUGGCAAAUGGAUCCUGCGUAACCCCUUAACGCUGAUGAGAUAUUGAGCUUAAAAUUUGGUAUGAUUAAGUGAGACCGAUUUUAAAUUUUAUCUAUUAUUUAAAAUAAAACUAAUUUUUGACAUUUUCAAAUUGUAAUUAUAUAUAACAG
Molecule: messenger RNA, 1362 nt
Organism: Brassicogethes aeneus
Lineage: Eukaryota; Metazoa; Arthropoda; Insecta; Coleoptera; Nitidulidae
Source: the annotation of a GenBank genome assembly